UGUAAAUUUAACUUAUACAUUUACAAAAGUACAUGGCGACUAGGGUCUCAGUACUUAGUUCACUCAGUGCCUAGUCAGGAACACUAGCAUUAAAAUCACAAAUUUAUAUUGAAAAAUUUACUGACAAGAAAAUUAUAAAAAUAUUUCUUUCAGCGGACACAAAAAAAAAUAUAUUUACUAUCAACUAUAAAUAUAUAAAUUUUAGUAUCAAGUCGUAAAAUUGUUAUUUUAAAAAGUUAUUGUGAAAUAUAUUUUUUAAUGGUUGUGAGAUUAAAACUUAUUGAGUGAUUGUUAAUAUUUUUUCUUGUGGUUAUUGAAACUAUUUGAGUAUAUUACGGGUAAUUUUUUGGGGUUUUAUGUUUUUCUUUAUAUUACUUAAUUAAAUAUUUAGUGUGAUAAUACGUGUAAGUGUCAUAAUGAAUCAGAGAAUACGUAAUUAUCCGUAUGCAGAAAUAAUUGAACAACCUUGUAGUAGAACUCGAUUUAGAUAUGAAUGUGAAGCUCGAUUUAUUGGAAGUCUUGUUGGUUGUAAUAGUACUGAACAUCAUAAAAGCUGGCCUACAAUAAAGAUACACGGCCUUGAUGGUAGUGCGGUAAUAAUAGUGUCGUGUGUCACCAAGGACUCGCCACAUAGACCACAUCCCCAUGCGAUUGUCAGUAAAGAUAAAUCAGACCGAGGUAUUUAUACCCACCAAACUGAUGCACAGGUAGUAUAUUUUCCAAACCUGGGAGUCCAGUGUGUCAAGAAGAAAAAUGUUAAAGAGGCAUUGGAAAAACGUGAAGAGCUUCGUAUUGAUCCCUUUGACACGGGCUUUAAUCAUAAAAAUUCAAUAUCUGAUAUUGAUUUAUCAGCAGUAAGACUUUGCUUCCAAGUGUUCAUUGAAGAUAGCAAAGGAAUAUGUAGCGUACCCUUGCGGCCUAUAGUUUCUGAGCCAGUUUAUGACAAAAAAGUGUUGGGUGAUUUGUCAAUUCUUAAGUUAAGUCAUUACAGUGCACCUGCUACUGGAGGUACACCAAUGAUACUUCUGUGUGAAAGAGUUGCCAAAGAUGACAUCAGUAUUGUAUUUUUUGAGAAGCGUAACAACAAAAUUGUUUGGGAAGGACUUGCUAAAUUUAAUUCUAAUGAUGUUUAUCGACAGAUAUCGAUUGCAUUUGAAAGUCCAGCUUAUCAUAAUGUCAACAUUGAAGAACCAGCUCAGGUUUUUAUUCAAUUACGUAAAUUAUCGGACCAUUAUGCGAGCGAACCGUUGCCAUUUACAUUCACUCCAGUUGGGGCAGACUCUUCAAUUAAUCUUAAACGUAAGAGGCAAAAAUACAGUACAUCCGGUGUAAUAGACCUGGAGUCAGAAGCUGCACCAUCUGUUCCCGCGCAUUGUCCUCGCUGCAAUUGCUUUACACGUUCAGAAUCUCCUGAAGAAGAACCUAUAACUGAAGAAGCUAAAAAUAUUGCCAAGCGAUUGUUAUUUUACCGACCACAUAAUCAAAAUAUGACAUUGAAUGAAGUAAAUAAACAAUCAGCGAUAGGUAUAAAUCUACAUGAUAUGCAGCCACUGGAUUUACAAUGUAGAAAAAAUGUAAAUAAUAACGAUGAUAAUAAUAAUAAAAAGAAGAAGAAGAAGAAUAUUAAUAUUAAAAAAAAUAAUAUUAAUAAUGUACAGCAACAGCAGCAACAACAACAACAACAACAACAACAACAACAACAACAACAACAACAACAACAACAACAACAACAACAACAACAACAACAACAACAACAGCAACAACAAUCACUACCGCCACCAGUACAACGAAAUCAAUCACGGAAUCAACAGCAACAACUAAAAGUAAUACAACAACUAAUACAACCGCAUCUACAACAACUACAGCAUCAACAACAACAACAACAACAACAGCAGCAGCAGCAAAUACACCAGCAGCAACAACAACAACAACAACCCCAAUCACAGUUAUUACAACAACAACAACAAUUACUACAACAACACAAAUUACUUUUAAUACAAUCAAUACAACAAAAACUACCACAGCUACAACGACAACAGCCGCAACCGCAGUUACAACAGCUACAACCACUACCACAACAACAACAACAACAACUGCUACAGCCACAACUUGUUCAACAGCAGCAAUAUAGAAAAACCUUCCAACCAUUUCAACAAUAUAUUCAGGAACAACAGCAACAAGAAAAACAAUCACAAUCGCAACUUCAACAACAGAAUCAAGAACAACAACAACAUGAAUAUCAAUUACAACAACAGCGCCAACAUCAAUUACAAUUAAACUACCAAUUACAACAGCUACAACAAUUACAGCAUAGUCAACUACAACAGCAAUCACGGCCGCAAUUAAUGCAAUACUACCAAGAACGGCAGCGGCAACAAGUUCAACAACAGCCAGAUCACCAGCAAGAACAAUAUUUAACGUCGUAUCAACCUGCUAUUGAUAAUAAUAAUUAUGAUGAUGAUGAGGAUGAUGAUGAAGAUAAAGAUGAAGGCAGUGAUGAUAGCAAUCCUUAUUAUAGCACACAAGUAAUACCCAACAGGCCACCGGAUUUAUUUAAAAUCAAUAGAACUCUUCCAUCUCAACAGACUUAUACAGGACAACAAUGUACGGAAAAUAUAAAUAAUCAGCAAAAUCGACUUGAAGAUAAAGAACCGACGAAUCAAAAUUUUGAUGAUGAAAUAUCGGAACUCAUUAAUGGACAAUUGUCGGAGACGAUGAACAGUGGAUUGUCACUUUUAGGAGACGAGUUUGAAAUCAAUAGUCAACCCUACCAAGUGACGAAUAAUAAUGAACCUGCUUAUGAAGAUUUUUUUCUUCAAUUGAACUAAUGAAAAAUCCUAAUAUUUGUUAUUAUUAUUAUUAUUGUAAAUAAAUAAAUAAUUAUAGUUUCUGCAAAUUGUAAUAUUUUUAAACAAGUGAUAGCUUGAAUUUAAAUUAUUUACAAGUCGUGAUGUUAAUUUAUCAUAUACUUUAAGUCAAC
Messenger RNA from Microplitis demolitor, 2980 nucleotides. RefSeq names its product embryonic polarity protein dorsal. Lineage: Eukaryota; Metazoa; Arthropoda; Insecta; Hymenoptera; Braconidae. Gene Ontology annotation, molecular function: DNA-binding transcription factor activity; DNA binding. Gene Ontology annotation, biological process: inflammatory response; canonical NF-kappaB signal transduction; innate immune response. Bases 417 to 2828 code for a protein of 803 amino acids. The record is from RefSeq and is a predicted model, not a curated record. Gene Ontology annotation, cellular component: cytoplasm. The transcript is spliced from 9 exons.